AUGUACAAGUCGUCCGAUCGCGACGCUUGGCACGACGGCCUGGGCUUCUGCACGUGGAAUUGCUUGGGACCGGAGAUGACAGAAGCAGGUCUACUUGAAGUAUUGGAUGACCUCCAGAGCCACGGCAUCCAAAUCACCAACCUCAUCUUGGACGAUGGCUGGCAGCACAUCAGCGAUGGCGACACGCCGUUCUCAAGAGGGUGGACGGACUUUGAAGCCGCUCCAGAGAGGUUUCCCUCGGAUCUGAAAACAACAGUUACUUCAAUCAAGCAUAAAUACGGGACCAUUCGCCACGUUGCCGUGUGGCAUGCUUUACUUGGGCACUGGAGCGGGAUAGAUCCCAAGGGUCGACUUGCCACAAAGUACGCCAGUCAGGCACUUGCUCGCAAGGAUGACCACCUUGGACUAGACGGCUAUAUGACAGUUGUUUCCAUGGAUGACUUGGCAAGGUUUUACGGCGAUUUCUACAAAUUCCUGCAGGAUGCUGGUAUCGACGGCGUCAAGACUGACGUGCAGAGCAUGAGUGUUCAUGACUACGCAGAUUUCCAUGCCGCUGGGAGGUACAAUGCGGACUCGAAAGUAUCAAUUCUAGGACUGUUCAACGUUACGAGCCAUCGCAUCAUGGAACUCGUGGCCCUCUCUGACUUCCCUGGUGUUGAAGAAGAUAAGACAUAUGUUGUCCGUUCCUACCGGUCCGGCUUAACGUCAACCCCAGACUGUACCAAGAAGACACCUGUUCUGUACAAUGUGUCCAUUGAUUCGCAUCAAUGGGACAUUUUGUACGCUCAUCCCCUGGUGUCUUUGGUCAGCACAGUCAAAUCCGGCGUGCAAAUAGCGAACCUCGGGCUUCUGGACAAGAUGAUGGGGUAUGCUGCUGUUUUGAACACCUCUUUCCACUCGGCAGCCGACGGCAAGAUCGAAAUAACGACCACGCUCAAGGCACUCGGCGUGCUCGGUUUCUACAUCAAUUGUCCGUCGCGCCUCGACCUUUCAGAGAACAUUGCUGUGAAGCUGCAUGCAGAGGAUGUCCCUGUCGAUUUUCUCCACUUUCCACGCCAGGAGCCCGUGAUAGAAGUCGACGUGCAGAGGGCUUGGAAAGAACUGGGCUUGAAAUGCGUGCACUACGACCCCAUCGACCACCUCAACCAGCUCUUCUCCCACCCGUCGACCGUCUCCUCCAUCAGCCAAGUGUCCCAUACACUACGACAUCGCCAACAUGAAAUCUCAAGCGACAUUUCCCGGCUGGAGCAGCAGCAAGCGUACCAGCCUGAUUCGAGCCUCGAGCGCAUGCAGUCGGCCCAGGCUGAGCUAGCGCAGCUCUUUCGCAAGAUCGAGACGGUCCGAUCGCGGGCCAUGGAAACGGAACAGAACAUUACGAGCAUGACGGCCGACAUCAAGAGGCUGGACGGCACGAAACGGAAUCUGACGCUCAGCAUGACAGCACUGAAACGGCUGCAGAUGCUGACGACCGCGUACGAGCAACUGCGCGGACUGGCGAAGACCAGGCAAUACCGAGAAUGCGCUGGGCUCCUGCAGGCUGUGAUCCAGCUGAUGAAGCACUUUAACAGCUAUCGAAGUAUUGAGCAGAUUGCGACACUGAGCCGAGGGGUCGCGGAUCUGCAGAGAGAGCUCCUGGAGCAGGUCUGCGAGGACUUUGAAAUGGCUUUCGCCAAAGCUGAGGUAUCGGCACGCAGGGGGACGCUCCAGGAAGCUUGCCUUGUUGUUGAUUCUCUGGGCGACCAGGCCAAGUCAAGGCUCAUGACUUGGUAUGUGAACACGGAGCUCAGGGAAUACCGACAGGUCUUCAGGGGCAACGACGAGGCGGGCAACCUGGACAACAUCGGGCGGCGCUACGCAUGGUUCAAGCGAAUGUUGAAGACCCACGAGGACGAGCACGCGGCUAUCUUCCCGCCGCAUUGGAAGGCGAAUGAAGUCCUGGCGACGGCAUUCUGCGACGGCACACGAGAGGACUUUAAGCUGAUACUGGAAAAGAGCAUGCGGCGCGGCGAGGGACAAAACGUCGACGUCAACCUGUUGCUGAGCUGUCUGCAGGAGACUCUCGAUUUCGAGCAAAGCCUAGAGAGGCGCUUCGGGCGCGAACCCAGAGCCAGCAUCGACACACUGAGCUCGCAGGACGAAAGGCCCCAUACGUUUAAUGGAUUGGUAUCUGUGGCCUUUGAACCAUACUUGAGCUUGUGGGUCGACUCGCAAGACAAGCAGCUGGCCUCGGUGAUACCCAAGUACCGCAACCAACCACUCGUGGCGGAGGAUGAGGAGUUCUCGCCAUCGGCUGUCAUACCGUCGGCCAUUGAGCUCUUCCACUUUUACAAGCUCACAUUAUCGCAGUGCGCCAAGCUGUCGACGAGCGAUCGCUUACUGGACCUGUCGAGGGUACUGGCAAAGUACCUGGACGAAUACGCCCAGCAAGUCCUACUGCACAUCUUGCAGGCGGGUGGACAGCAAGCGCCGGCGAUACAAGAUGUGGUGCUGGUGCUCAAUUCGGCAGACUUCUGGCACGCCAACACGAACCAGCUGGAAGAGAACAUCAAGAAACGUAUCGACAGCGAACUGGUAUCCAAGGUAGAUCUGACAUCUCAGUCCGAUGCGUUCCUGGGCGUGGCGAGUGCAGCCGUCCUGGCGCUGGUGCACAUUGUCGAGGUUGAGUGCGACGGUGUCUGGCGCGAGAUGCGCAACACCAACUGGAGCACAAUGGACAGCGCGGGUGACCAGAGCUCCUAUGUCAGCGAGCUUGUGCGGCGCGUGAACGCCAAAGUGGAGGAGAUUCUUGGGGUGGUGGCCAAGCAGCAGUACGCGAGAGCCUUUUGCGACAAUCUCGUCGAGCACUUGGCUUCGGCGUACAUUAACAGCAUUGUGCAGUGCCGACCCAUAUCAGAGGUCGGUGCGCAGCAGAUGCUGGUGGACAAGUACGCGCUGACGAAAGCGUUCAACAACCUGAUCCUGUUUCACAACCCGUCGCCGGAUCACCAGACGCCGUCCGCAAGCUUUGUCCGCCGAGUCGAGCAGUGCAUGAAUAGGAUGGACCCCCUUCUCAAGACACUGCAAGUGCGAUCAUCCCCCCCGGAAGGGCUCGUGCAGGCCUAUCUGAUCCACAUUGGCGACCGGUCCGACACCAACUUCAAGAAGAUUCUUGACCUCAAGGGGAUUCGCAAGCAAGACCAGCAUCAUCUGGUGGAGCUGUUUGGUAUCCAUCGAGAUGGCAGCGGCCACGAUAAGCUUGUGGAGAGCUCACCUCUCCUGACACCCCUAAUGGCUGCUUCUGCAAUGGGCCAUACGGCGGGCGCAGGAUCCAUGAGCAGCAGCAGCGCCCUGAGUGCAGCCACGGGUGGUGCCCGCUUUGAUACGGGGUCCCUCGGGGAGAAGCUUCUCAGUGCGGCGAGGGACAUUAGCACAGCUACGGACCGUGCGGGCCAGAGUGGCAUGGAGAAGGCCACAAUCAACGAGAAUCUUCGCAAUUUUGGGAAAUUCUUCAAGAGAGAUAUUGGAGGACUGGGGGCGCGGUUUGGGAAGAGGGAUGGGAGUGAGGAAGGCCUGGGGCUGCGAUGA
This is a messenger RNA of Emericellopsis cladophorae, 3564 nucleotides long. RefSeq names its product Vacuolar protein sorting-associated protein-like protein. The coding region runs from base 1 to 3564 and encodes 1187 amino acids. Gene Ontology annotation, biological process: retrograde transport, endosome to Golgi. The transcript is spliced from 7 exons. The record is from RefSeq and is a predicted model, not a curated record. Lineage: Eukaryota; Fungi; Ascomycota; Sordariomycetes; Hypocreales; Bionectriaceae. Gene Ontology annotation, cellular component: GARP complex.